ACAGCAUGUAGUGCACCACUGGGGUAGGGAGGAGAAUACAAUUUAGGACGCAGUCUUUUUGUUCCUUGACACUUCGAGGACUUUAUAAUUUUGUUAUUUUUAAUUAUUUAUUUGGUUUCAGAGUUAUUUGGCUGUUUAAAGGCAUGAGCUCCGGGUUACUGAGGCUGAGGCUGCAGCUCCGUCCUGCUCGGCUAGUGUCCUGUCAGGGAGCGUGGAGAAAACAUUAUUCUGCUCAGAGUGGAGCUCUCGAGCGGGCCAUAGCUGCUUUCCGCUCGGUCGGCGGUGAUGACGGCGUGUCUGUGGGUUUAGCAGUGCGAGAGCAGCACGGGAGAGAUGAGUCAGUGCACAGAUGUCGCCCCCCAGAUGUUGUAGUGUUCCCCCGGUGUGUGGAGGAGGUCAGUGCUCUGGCCAAAAUCUGCCACCAUCACCGAUUACCCAUCAUCCCCUUUGGCACGGGAACGGGUCUGGAAGGAGGAGUAGGUGCUGUGAAGGGUGGUGUGUGUUUCAGUCUCAGGAAGAUGGACCAGGUGCUGGAUUUGCACCCGGAGGACUUUGACGUGACCGUGGAGCCUGGCGUCACACGCAAAGCACUUAACUCCUACCUGCGCGACACAGGCCUGUGGUUCCCCGUGGACCCUGGUGCUGAUGCGUCUCUUUGUGGCAUGGCUGCCACCAGUGCGUCAGGCACUAACGCUGUGCGCUACGGUACCAUGCGCGAGAACGUCCUUAAUCUAGAGGUGGUGCUGGCGGAUGGGACAAUCAUACACACGGCAGGCAAGGGGCGACGGUCAAGAAAGACAGUGGCAGGCUAUAACUUGACGAACCUGUUUGUGGGCUCUGAGGGGACGUUGGGGAUCCUGACCAAAGCCACGCUCCGGCUGUAUGGCAUUCCGGAGGGCAUGGUGUCAGCCAUCUGCUCCUUCCCCUCAGUUCAGGCAGCCGUGGACAGCACGGUGCAGGUGCUGCAGGCUGGAGUGCCCAUCGCUCGCAUCGAGUUCCUGGACGAUGUGAUGAUCAGUGCCUGUAACCACUUCAGCUCUCUGUCCUACCCAGUCCUGCCGACGCUGUUCCUCGAGUUCCAUGGCAGCUCCAGGAGUCUGGAGGAGCAGGUGUCUGUCACAGAGGAGAUCACGCGGGAGAACGGUGGCUCGGACUUCACCUGGGCUGAGGAUGAGGAGACACGUUCACAGCUAUGGAAAGCUCGACAUGAUGCCUGGUACGCCGCACUGGCACUGCGACCGGGCUGCAAGGCGUACUCCACGGACGUGUGUGUGCCAAUCUCCCGUCUGCCUCAGGUCAUAGUGGAAACCAAAGACGAUCUAAUCAGAAACAAUCUUACAGGUCCGAUUGCAGGUCAUGUGGGAGAUGGGAACUUCCACUGCUUAAUGGUGUUAAACCCUGAUGACCCUGAUGAAGUGCAGAGAGUUCACGAGUUCACAGUUAGACUGGCCAGGAGGGCUCUGUCAGUUGACGGGACGUGUACAGGAGAACACGGCGUGGGUUUGGGGAAGAGGGCUCUGCUGCGGGAGGAACUCUGCCCUCUGACCAUGGAGGUGAUGCAGGGCCUCAAAGCCACACUGGAUCCCAAAAACCUCAUGAACCCUGGGAAAAUCCUGUAGGUGACCUUUGACUUGUGGUCAGAAGCAGAGAGGACAGAACUGCCAUGAGAGUACACCACUUCAUCUCAAAUGCUAGAUUACAUGUGUAGUGUUCAUGUUAGAAUGUCACCCAUUUUAAGUGUCCUGAACACUAGAAUACAUGGAAAUGGUUCUCGCAAGACUCCUUCACAGAUGUUAUAGUCAAGUGUUCAUACGGUCGUCUUCUCUGUGGCCAAGAGUCUGUGUGUAUUACCCAUAGUCAAAUCAAAUAUGAUGCUGUGAAAUGGCAUUUGCCGAUUGCUGUAAAUGGUAGUGAGUCGAUUAAGCUUUUAAAGGAUUCACGAUAAAUGGCAAUGAUUUGGUUUAGCCUUUAAAUGAUUCCCUUUAAAUGAUUUGCCAUAAGAGGCAGUGAGUCGAUUCAGUUUUUAAAUGAUUCACUGUGAAUGGCAGUGAGUCAGUUUAGCAUUUACAUGAUUCACAAUGAAAGGCAAUGAAUCGAUUCUGCCUUUAAAUAAUUCACUAUAAACUGCAGUGAGUCGGUUUAGUCUAUAAAUGUUUUACUAUUAAUGUCAGUGAAUCAAUUCACCUUUUAAAAGAUUCACUAUAAAUGACUGAGUCAGUUUAAUUUAUUACAUAAUGAAAUAAAUUGUGACAUUAGCACAUUUAUACAUUUAUUAAGCAUUGUUUAAAUUACAUUAAAUCAGUUUUUAAACUUCUCAUUUCAACUGUGUGAAUAACCUAUGACUGGAACAGUUUGAGAGAUGACAGGUGAAUUACAGUGACAUCAUGCACAUUUAAUAUGUUUAUGCUUCUAAGCUGUUUUUUUUUUUUUUUUUUUUUGAGAAAGAAAUUAGCUUUCCACUAUCCAUUCAUUCAGUUGCUCAGUCUGAAUCAUCCAGGAUAAAGCAAUUCAGCUGUCUUCUUACUGCUUUCCUUAUAAGACACUUUAUCUCAAAAGAGCUUUCUACCUAAGCAGCUCAUUACUGAAUGGAAGCAGGGAUCACUUGAAGCAUUUCCAAUAACAAUAUAUUUAACCUAGGUUCUAAUUUAAUUGCAAACAUGGAAUGAGUCAAAAAUGAUUUUUAAAAAGGUAUUUAUUAUCUUAUUAUUGCUUUUAUGUUAGAUAUGAAUGCAUGAAUACAGUCCAUGUUGUAAGUGACUGUGUUUUGCAUGUUAUAAGUAGAUCAGUAGAUCAUAUUGUUGCUUAUUGGCACUUCUCACUUGGGAAGUAUUAUUGGAGUUUAAAUUAUAUUCUGAAAUCUAAUAUUGCAGUUCAGUAAUUGAAACUUUUAAUAGUUACAAGGUUUGUUUGCAGUUAACUCUGAAAGAUGCAAAUAAUGUGACGGGUAAAGUAUGUACUGUACAAUACACGCCUUCAGUGUUUGGAAACGAAAAGAGAUGCAUGCAACCUGGUUGCAAAAAAGACCCAAGUCGCCUAGCAACCUGGCGCUAAUUUUAUAAUCUGACUGAAGAAUCUAUCAAUCAAGAAUUUUAUUUAGUAAUCGGCUUGACAUUAGGUAUAAUGUUAUCCACUUAUUUUUAUGGAUUACCACUAAAUAUGGAAUUAUGAAUAAAUUAUGGAAUUACCACUGAUACCACAGAUCAGUUAUUCCUCCUAAUUGCCUAUAAGCAUAACUAUUGUCUGUUGGCUUGGAAAGGUGUCCUGUUCGAUAGUAUACGCUGAAAAUGAACUUGUUUAUGAAGACUUUUCCGAUUCCGACACCCAACAGCACAAUACAACAUUUUUGAAAACAAUUUCUGACUUGCUCUUAUCUUAAAAAUCACUAUAGACUUCCUGUAUGUGGCUGACAUCACAGUGAUGUGUCUCACUCAGGGGUCUAUUAACCAUUACUGUAUACUAUAUGGCCAAGUUUGUUGACACCUGACCAUCACACUCAUGUGGUUCUUCCUCAAACUCUUGCCACAAAGUUUAAAGCAC
Molecule: messenger RNA, 3537 nt
Organism: Pangasianodon hypophthalmus (striped catfish)
Lineage: Eukaryota; Metazoa; Chordata; Actinopteri; Siluriformes; Pangasiidae
Gene: ldhd
Product: lactate dehydrogenase D
Exons: 11
Coding region: 144-1619 (491 amino acids)
Biological process (GO): lactate catabolic process
Cellular component (GO): mitochondrion
Molecular function (GO): D-lactate dehydrogenase (cytochrome) activity; FAD binding; D-lactate dehydrogenase (NAD+) activity
Source: RefSeq, a predicted model, not a curated record